AUGACUGAGAAAAGUGAUCUUAUCAAGAAGGUUAUUUCGGAAUACGAUUGUUCACUAGAAAUAAAGAGUAUUUCACGACCGAACGAUGGUUAUUCGAAUUCAGUGCACUUGAUUACGUUUGCCAAUAAUUCUCAGGUUGAACUCGUCGUCAAAUUUACGAAGCCGGAUGAGGUAACUGAAGUCAUUUUCUAUCGAUUGACGAACGAAAGUCAAUUUCCUGUGCCAAAAAUAUUGAAAUCAGCUGAAAAUUAUUAUAUUGCGUCGAAAUUAUCAGGCGUUUCUCUUUCACAAGUGUUAGAUUCUGUGACACACGAGCAACGAGUAGACAUUUAUCGACAACUAGGCGCAUUCGUUGGGCAAUUACAUGCGAAGUACACUUUCGACAAAUGUGGCUAUCUGAAUAAUCGAUAUUUCCAUAGUUGGAAGGAGAUGUUUCGUCAUAUAAUUGAGAAACAAAUUCUUCAAUUCAAAGGUACAAUAUUCGAAGAACUUGGCAAUAAAAUUCACCAAUAUCUGACGAGAAAUAUCCAUAUCAUUGAUUACGAAAUCACACCAAGGUUAUUACAUAUGGAUCUACACUGUGGAAAUAUUUUGGUAUCCAAUGGGCAACUAACAGGUAUUCUAGACGCUGAAGAUGCAUUAAUUGGACAUAAUGAAUACGAACUUAUGAGAAUUGAAAAAGGCCAUUUCGAAGGGAAUGAUUAUCGAGAUGAUUUCUUAUCGAGUUAUACAAAGUACGUGAAAUUAGACGACGGGUAUGAACAACGACGAUGGUUUUAUUCUUUAUCACGAGAAAUAGUCGGUAUGCAAUGCUUGAUUCGAUUUGGUGAACAAUAUGCACAGACUGGUUCUGUGGAAGAAGAAAAGAAAUUCAUUGAAGAUAAAAUUCAAUCGAUUGUUGAUUCUUUUUUUCGCAGUGAAUAA
This is a messenger RNA of Adineta ricciae, 924 nucleotides long. The record is from the annotation of a GenBank genome assembly. Lineage: Eukaryota; Metazoa; Rotifera; Eurotatoria; Adinetida; Adinetidae.